Molecule: messenger RNA, 1363 nt
Organism: Culex quinquefasciatus (southern house mosquito)
Lineage: Eukaryota; Metazoa; Arthropoda; Insecta; Diptera; Culicidae
Product: lipase 3
Molecular function (GO): hydrolase activity, acting on ester bonds
Source: RefSeq, a predicted model, not a curated record
AUCAAUCUUAUCGUUGCCAAAUUUAUGACUCUUUCAAACUGUGCUGGGGGGUUUGGAUUCAGCCUGGAACCAUUCUAAGGGGCAGUGAAAUUUGGGAUGGGACAGCUACUGGUUCAGGUUUUACUGGUCACGUUGGUGGCACUUGCUGGGUUUACUGAUGGCCAGGUUCACCCAGAUAUCGCGGAAGAUGCCUACUUGGAUUCGCUAGGCUUGCUGCGAAAGUACGGUUACCCCGCCGAAGAACAUAUCCUAGAGACUGACGAUGGCUACCUGCUGGGACUGCACAGGUGUCCGGGCAGUCCGGUAUCUCCACCAGCUCCCGGAAAGCCCGUAGUCCUGCUGCAGCAUGGCAUGUUGAGCUCGUCCGCCGACUACAUCCUGAUGGGACCGCAGACCAGUCUGGUGUACAUGCUGGCCGACGCUGGUUACGAUGUCUGGUUGGGAAAUUCCCGUGGAAAUCGGUACUCGAACCGCCAUCGAUCCCGGAACAACGAAACCCAGCAGUUCUGGGACUUUUCGUGGCACGAGGUCGGCUCGAUCGAUGUGCCCAACAUGAUCGACUUCAUCUUGGCAAGAACCGGUCAAUCGGCACUCCAGUACGUUGGUCAUUCACAGGGAACCACCGUGUUCUGGGUCAUGAUGUCCCAGCAUCCGUACUACAAUCAACGGGUCAAGAGUGCCCACUUGUUAGCUCCGGCAGCCUACAUGCACCACACCCGUAGUCCGUACGUGAUCUUCCUGGCGACCUACCUUCACACCACGGAGUUGAUGCUGGAAAUGAUGGGCACGUACUACUUCGCACCGACCUCCGAGAUGGACAUCCAGGGCGGUAUUGAUCGUUGUCGAGACGGAGCUCCGUAUCAGCAGAUGUGUGCCAUUACGACCUUCCUCAUGGCUGGCUUCAACUCGCAAGAGGUCAACUACACCAUGCUUCCGGUCAUGCACGGUCACUCCCCGGCGGGAGCUUGCCACGCGCAAACGGUGCGAUCGCGAAUCUUCCGGCAGUUUGAUCACGGUCCAACCAUGAACAUGAUCCGGUACGGCUCCAUCACACCACCCAACUACAACCUGCAGAACGUCCAAGCUCCCACCCUGCUCUACCACAGCACGAACGACUGGUUGGCCGGCCCGGAAGAUGUCCUCCUGCUCGCUGGACAACUGCCGAACGUUCGCAAGCGCUACCUGGUCCCCCUUCCGGCCUUUAACCACAUGGACUUUGUUUGGGCCAUCAACGUAAGGUCACUGCUGUACGAUGAACUGCUGGCCGAUUUACGGGCUUACGUUUGAAAUUUGAAAUAUUUCAUCUGACUUUUGUCAAACGAAAUAUUUCAAGACUUUGGAAAACAAAUAAAUCAAACACAUU